AUGGUUAACCCAAUCCCAAAAUUCGCGAAAAACGUAUGGACCAAGUGGAAUAUCAGGGGUGCUAUCCUCACUAGUCUCUCCCUUCAGGUAGUUCUUAUUUUCUUGGCACCAUUCAGAAAACGCACAAGAAAUAGCAUAGUGGUCUUGUCGCUAUGGUCUACUUACCUUAUUGCUGAUUACGUUGCCAACUUCUGUAUUGGACUUAUCUCCAACAAAUAUGGAGACCAAGACACCUCCAUUUCCAACGUCAAUGACUUCUUGCUUGCGUUUUGGGCACCCUUUCUUCUUUUGCACUUGGGUGGCCCUGACACCAUCACUGCUUUCUCUCUUGAAGACAAUGAACUCUGGCUCAGGCACAUGCUUGGUCUCUUCGUUCAAUUGGGUUUAACUGGUUACGUCUUCCUCUUGACACUUCCUGCAAACACUAUGUGGCUCCCAACAACACUCGUUUUCCUUGCUGGGAUCAUUAAGUACGCGGAGAGGACUCGGUCUCUUCAACUUGCAAGCAAUAGUAACUUCAGAAAAUCAUGUGUUCGUGACCCAGAUCCAGGUCCCAAUUAUGCAAAACUCAUGGAGGAAUACAAGUCUAGGAAAGAUGCUGGUCUUCCCACCUCAAUUACAACCAUGCCAGAGCCAGAACUAGAACCAGGUGCUAACUCAACCAAAGCUGAAGUAGAAAAGCCACAAAAGAAUAAGAAUGAAUCCGAAGGCAAACACGAGAAAGAAACUCUAGAUGACGUGGAGGUGGUGAGGAAAGCUCAUGGCUUGUUCGAUACCUUCAAGGGGCUCAUCGUUGACAUGAUCUACAGCUUCUAUGAGCGUAGCGAGAGCCGCGAAUAUUUCCUCAAGCAAAAUGCAGAGGAUGCUUUGAGAGUGAUAGAGGUUGAACUCAACUUCAUGUAUGAAUCUUUCUAUACCAAGUCAUCAGUGGUGCGCACCACGGUAGGAUAUAUUUUCCGAUUUGUGGCGGUUAGUUGCACUGUGGCAGCCUUAGUGCUCUUUGUUUUUGACCAAAAGCAUGGUUGCAAUGAGUUCGAUGUCGUAGUCACCUACACGUUGUUGUAUGGUGCUGUGGCUUUGGAUACCGUGUCUUUGUUGAUGCUCAUUUUUUCUGAUGACACUUUUGCAUUUGAUCCUAGCAAAAAGGAUCGUCUUAGAGGCAUUAAAAUAUUCAUAGUUUCUAUUUCAAGAGGUUUCCUCAAGUUCAAUAGACUAAAGUGGAAAGAGGAAAUCUUGUCUAGGAAUGUAUUGUGUCGGAGAUGGUCUGAAUCAAUUGCUGCCUACAAUUUGAUUUAUUAUUGCUUAUAUAAAAAGGAGCGUUGGUGGGAUAGAUAUUUUGAAUACAUUGGAGCCACAGAGUUUGUAGAACAAUUGAAAUAUGAGAAAAAGAAAAAAUUGCGUCAAGGUCUUUGGAGUUUUAUCUUCGAGGAGCUGAAGAGAAAAUCUGGGGACGUAGAUGAUGUGGAAACUAUACAGAGAAUAUGCUCUUCUAGAGGUUCUUGGGUUAUUCAAGAAGGUGAAAUACGGCGACAUGAUAUUGACAAAUUGAUGCCUUAUGUAGAUGCCAACAUAGUCACUUUUGAUCAAAGUCUUAUUCAGUGGCACAUUGCCACUGACCUCCUGUUCUAUGAUGAUCACAAAAAUGCUCAAGAUGAAGAUGUUGAGGAAGGAAGGGGUAACACUGAUAAAGAGGAUGAGCUUUUUCGGGAUUUCAGUAAGCUUCUUUCAGAUUACAUGUUAUACCUUUUGAUCAUGCAACCCAACAUGAUGUCUGCUAUCGGGGGAAUUGGGCAGAUAAGGUUCCAAGACACAUGGGCUGAGGCUAAUAAGUUCUUUAGCAAGAGGGAUCAGAAAAUACGAGAAGAUCAAGAAAAGAAGGAAAUGAAUGAUCAGAAGAAAAGGGCAUGCCGCAAACUUAUUGAUGUGUGUACUGAUCAAGAACCAUCUUCUGUCAAGGGAGAUAGGAGCAAAUCUGUGUUGUUCGAUGCAUGUAGACUUGCCAAUGAGAUCAAAAAGUUAAAUGAGAAGAAGAGAUGGAAAAUCAUAGCACAAGUAUGGGUGGAGUUGUUAUCAUAUGCAGCAUCUAAUUGCAGACCAAUUACCCAUGUUCAGCAACUUGGUAAAGGUGGAGAAUUCAUUUCGCUUGUUUGGUUAUUGAUGACUCAUUUAGGCCUUGCGAAGCAGUUUCAAAUCAAGGAAGGCCAUGCAAGGGCCAAAUUGAUUGUGGGUGAAGAAGACAUGAACAAAAGUAGCUGA
Messenger RNA from Gastrolobium bilobum, 2256 nucleotides. RefSeq lists its product as uncharacterized. The transcript is spliced from 2 exons. NCBI's taxonomy places the organism in Eukaryota, Viridiplantae, Streptophyta, Magnoliopsida, Fabales, Fabaceae. The record is from RefSeq and is a predicted model, not a curated record. The coding region runs from base 1 to 2256 and encodes 751 amino acids.